Molecule: messenger RNA, 1344 nt
Organism: Arachis ipaensis
Lineage: Eukaryota; Viridiplantae; Streptophyta; Magnoliopsida; Fabales; Fabaceae
Source: RefSeq, a predicted model, not a curated record
AUGGAAAUGGGGUUCCCACGAGAAAUAGAACCCUGUGAAAAAUGGGAAUGGGGAGUGAUACGUCUCCCACAUCUUCGGUCGCCCGGAAUACUCGGCACGCAAAUAUCUGAGGCUGACGUCACAUCAAACAAAAUCGAAACAAGAGCAAAUAAGCUCGGCCUCACCUGCUCAAAUAAAAAGACAUGUAUUCCCGCCGCGGUGUCUGACUUCCGGCCGGCGUCAAGCUCUUCCUCCUCGGUGUCAACUCACUCGGAAGCGCUUAAGCUCGGCCUCCCUAGUGAUUCUCGAUCCUCGGACAUGGCUGACAAGGAAAAUCCACAACUCUCACAGGACGACCUCCUGGCUCAAAUCGCUGAGCUUCAGGCGGAGGUACGAAGAAUAGCCGAGCUCUCAACACAGAACAAUGGAGAGAACUCCAAGGGCUCGGCUCAAAGUCCGGCGGACCCUUUAAACAUCGUCCCGCCAAAGGAAAAGCUCACCCUUGACAACCCUUUCUCCGAGAAGAUCACAAACUACCAGAUGCCGAAAAACUUUACGCUGCCCACCGCGCUAGAACCAUACAAGGGGUUCGGCGACCCUCGGGCCCACGUGAAGAAGUUCCAAUCAAUGAUGUUUUUCAACGGCCCUAACAAUGAGCCCGUCCUCUGCCGAGCAUUCCCCACGUACCUAGAUGGUGCUGUGUUACUCUGGUUUUCUAAACUUUCUGCAGGUUCGAUUUCCUCCUUUGAAGACCUCGCCAGAUCAUUCAUUGAUUAUUUUGCUGCAUCAAGAAUCUACGUACAUGGCUCGGACUAUCUCGGCACCAUCAAACAAGGUCAGCACGAGAGCCUGAAAGACUACAUGACCAGAUUCGCUGACGCCACUAUGGAGAUCCAAGACUUGGACCCGGCCGUUCACCUGCAUGCUCUCAAGGCCGGCCUCAGGCCUGGCAAAUUUCGGGAGACCAUUGCCAUAACAAAACCAAAGACGCUAGAGGAAUUCCGAGAAAGGGCGGCUGGGCAAAUAGAGAUUGAAGAACUCCGAGAAGCCCAGAAAUCAGACAAACAACCGCAUCGGAGAGAUGAGGAAAGAACUUUCAGAUCGCCAGGCAACAGGGACACCAAGAAACCUCCUAAGCCCGCGUCAAAGUAUAACACAUACACCAGCAUUCAAUCUGCCACAGGGGAAACUCCCUUCAAAUUGGUAUAUGGCGCAGAAGCACUCAUUCUAGUAGAGGUCAGCAUCCCAACGUUUAGGACCGAGCUCUAUAAUCAACCAAACAAUCAACAAGCUCGGUCAGCGGAACUGGACCUCGUAGAAGAAGACAGAGACAUCUCCGCCAUAAAGCAGCGAGCCAGAAAAUGA